Messenger RNA from Danaus chrysippus (African queen), 2628 nucleotides. Lineage: Eukaryota; Metazoa; Arthropoda; Insecta; Lepidoptera; Nymphalidae. The record is from the annotation of a GenBank genome assembly.
CUGGAGAAAACUAUAAAUCUGUCACCGGAAUUGCCAUCGUCGGCGCCAAUUCUGUCCGUGACGCUGAGCGAACGAGGCCACGGGACUCCACCUGGGAACCGUCGGGUGCAGAUGACCACAUCACGAAUGGACAAACCUGACAACGAGCUGCGGGAGACCCUUGAAGAUAGGGACCCCAACAAACUAAAUCAACACAUACAGAUAGUUUGGGACGACAUCAUCGGCGAGCCAGAGGGCGCCCGUAGUCCGGAGUGUGCGUGGCGUCUAAGUCACAUCUGCUUCAGACACGCGAGGAACCUCUGCUACACACUCCUGGCCGUGGUCGCCGCGCCGCCCUGCGCCUUCCUACUGGGAUGUGGGUUCGCCUGCUUGGCUUUUGAGUGUAUCCUGACGGUGUGUUGCAGAGCGGGAAGAAUGGGAGCCGCGACCUAUACUGUAGGGACCGGAGAGCUGCAAAUACUAGAAGAGAUAGUAGACCGUCCGCCGGACCACCAGCUGUUCCAAGCGUUGUUCCAGCAGACGGAGCCGGUCAGGGUGGUGGUGGACGGAAAGACUCAAGGAUCACUCAUCACUGUGAUCAAGAAACUGGUGCUCAGUGAGGAUAGUGAGGCUACGUGCAAAAUAGACGUGGUCUCCGCCAAGGAGUACAGUUUCGAGUCAUGUAAGCGUCGUAUAUUCUCCCUCUCGCUCCCUCACGAGCCUGCCAACUGUUCGGAUGAAGAGAGGACUCUGUUCAUCCGAACAGUGGUAGAUUUCACCCAGAGCCAGACGGUGCACGCUUUAGGUACUUUGCUACGGUACAUGGACCUGCAUUGGUCUAAUUGGAGCAUGAACCUUCAUGGGAGACCGGAGUACAUCAGCUUGAAGAGAAUCUCUUUAAAGGACAUCGUAUCUAUAGACGAGGACACAUACAAAGGUCUCCAGAUCUUCAGUUCCUUAUCUCACCCCAGCGGGUUCAGGAGAGGAGUUCGCGGGACAAACAAGGAGGGACUGAGUUUAUUUCAGUUGUUCAGCAAGUGUUCCUCUAAAGUGGGUCAUCGACGGAUGAGAGUCUUCUUGCGCCACCCGACUACAGACAUUAAUAUUUUAAAGAAACGCCAACAAGCCAUCGCCUUCUUCAUGAGACCACAGAGCGACUCUCUGUUCAGGAAUAUAUGCGCGUCUCUCAGAUACGUGAAAAACGUCAACGGUAUCCUCACUAAAAUAAAAGCGUUAUCAGCUAAACCGUAUCAGUGGAAAUCAUUAUACAACACUUUAUACCACGUGGUGCUUAUAUGCGAAAUGUGUGAAAACACCAAAAACGAAUAUCUGGGAGAAUUAGCGGCUUUUGACACGAACAAGCUGUAUGAGAUGGCGUUGUAUAUGAAUAGGAUCAUAGACUUCGACGCUUCCAAAACUGAAGGGAAAUUCACGGUGAAGGCUGGCGUGGACCCGGAGCUUGAUAUCAAGAAACAAACUAUGGCGAGUCUCCACGGACUGAUGACGGAGACGGCCAAGGUGGAGCUGGAGCGACUGCCGAGCUAUGUGGAGGAGUGUACCAUGAUGUACAUGCCGCACCUGGGCUACCUGCUGGGGGUGAGGGGCGAGGAGCUGGGGUCUGGAGACGAAAGGAAGGAGCUGCCAAACAUGAGUAUAGCUCAUGACAUGUGCGUAGAAUUAGACGUGGUUCUCGGCGACACGUACCCGGAGCUGGCCGCUCACGAGACACGCGUCAUGAUGAGGCUCACGAGCGUGCUCCUGGAACAUCUACACGCGCUAACAGACCUUGUGGACCGAUGUGCUGAGCUGGAUUGUAUUAUGACAAUAUCGAAGGUGUGCAAAGAAUACAGCUUCGUCCAGCCGUCUUUAACUGAGGAUAAGAGGCUGGUGAUACACGAAGGUCGGCACCCGCUGCUGCUGGCGGCCGGCGAGCAAGCGUUGCCCAACGACCUCAUCUGCUGCGAGACACGAGGAUAUAUCAAGAUCAUCAGCGGACCCAACGCUAGCGGGAAGUCCGUCUACAUCAGGCAGACUGGUCUGAUAGUGUACCUGGCGCACAUCGGAAGCUUCGUGCCCGCGGAGAGCGCCACCGUGGGCAUCGUGACUCACAUCUUCUCUCGGAUACAAUGUACGGAGAGUAUCGCCACGCACAUGUCCGCCUUCCUCAUAGACCUGCGGCAGAUGUCGCUAGCUGUCCGCACGUGUUCCAGCCGGUCGCUGGUCCUCGUGGAGGAGGCGGGCGCGGGCACGGCCGCCGCUGGAGGCCUGGCGCUGCAGGCCGCCGCGAUACACUCACUCACCACACACGCGCCCUACACACUGCUGGCUACACACAGCGACCUGCGACCAUACGUUAUAGACAGCACACGGGUCACAUUUAUGUACAUGGACUACGUGAUCCGAAACGGCGAGCCCGUGUUCCUCUAUAAGGCGGUGGAGGACGACGGAGGCCGGGGGGCGAAGGCCGAGGGCCUGGCGCUACAAGUGGCGGCCUCUAGCGGACUACCGACUGUGGUUCUGGAUAGGGCGAGAGACGUACUUGACGCUAUACGAACUAACUCGUUGCCGCAACCCAACAAGAAGUUAACGGAAAAACUGAAUAAAAUGACUGAAAUAAUAAAACACGAACUACAAGCGGAUGAUGUUUAA